Glossina fuscipes is the source of this 2180-nucleotide messenger RNA. It is a transcript of the gene hrm, whose product is annotated as monocarboxylate transporter 13. The transcript has 5 exons. Gene Ontology annotation, biological process: monocarboxylic acid transport; transmembrane transport. NCBI's taxonomy places the organism in Eukaryota, Metazoa, Arthropoda, Insecta, Diptera, Glossinidae. The record is from RefSeq and is a predicted model, not a curated record. The annotation marks the transcript as partial. Gene Ontology annotation, molecular function: monocarboxylic acid transmembrane transporter activity.
GCCAAUGGUUUAAAUGAAAAAUCCGAAAAAAACAUUUCACUUCUGGAUUCCAGUAAUACAAAAAAGGAUUUGGAGUAUGAUUUGGUGCCUCCAGAUGGCGGGUGGGGUUGGCUCGUUUUAGUUGGAUCUAUGCUGGUUAAUAUAUUAAUACCAGGAACUAUUAAAAGUUUUGGUGUUCUUUUCAUCGAAUUUUUAGAAGCAUUCCAUGCUUCACCCGCAACGGCAGCCUGGAUACCCGCUCUCUGUUAUUUUUUAUACAGCUCUCUAGGACCCGUGUCCAGUAUUCUUUCAGUGAAAUAUUCGUACAGGACUGUUACUAUACUGGGCGGGGCGUCGGCCGCCUUAGGUAUGAUUGCUUCAUUUUGGGCUUCAUCAGUCGCUUAUUUGUACUUAAGUUACGGCGUUUUAGUUGGAAUUGGCGCUGGUCUAUCUUUUCCACCCACCGUUUAUAUAGUUACGUCCUAUUUUGUGAAACUGCGUGGUCUUGCCAAUGGUCUCUGUAUAUCGGGAAGUGCUUUGGGUUCAAUUAUAUUGCCACCUGUUUUAAGAUGGCUUUUGGAAACUUACGGCUACAGAGGCGCUGUUCUUAUAAUGGGGGGUGUGACUCUGAACGUGUUUGUAGCUGCUAUUUUCUACGAGCCCGUUGAACAGCAUAUGAUACGCGUACCCAGAGUAAAUAAAACUUUAGAAAAUAUCGAAGAAGAAGAUAUAGGUAUUGUCUUGGAGUUCGAAGCGGUGGAUGUAACAGUUAAUGAAACUCCCGGUCGUGCCGGCACUAAUAUAUUAGAUGAUAAUUUGCCUAAUAAACAAAUGUUACCGUAUAGUACACCGCCUUUGCAGUCACCUGAAUUGCAAAAUUAUGAUCUAAUGAACGACGAUUCCCAAUUUGUGAGAAGUGCUUCUGCUGCAGUUGUACAAAAUUUCAUUAAAAAUCAAGAUGAUGUUAAUAAUUUAUCACCCUCCUCACGCGUACGCAAAGUGAGCACUCCAGUGCGCUUGCCGCAACGAAAUCAAACUUUUACGCCCGGCCAGCUAAACUCACAAGCGUCAUUAUAUGUGGUGCCUGAGACGGGGAGAUCAAGUAACAAAUUAGAACGCCUUAACACUUUACGUAACAAUUCAAAAAAUCGUUUGUCACGCCGCUCCCCAUCUACUAGCAGUUUUCAAUAUAUUAGUACACCAUAUCACGGAAGUACACUUUCAUUUCAGCCAAAGGAGUUUUCAUCGCAUCUUUCUUUGAAGUCGAUUGCCAGCGGUAAUGCAACCAAUGCUUUGGCUGAUGGUGUUUUAGAAAGCACUGCAAGUGUUGAUGGUGAAUCCCUUACAGGAAAGCGCACAAAAUUUUUUGAUCUUGGACUUUUGAAAGAUCCUACCUAUUUAGUUAUAUUAAUUUCAAACUCAACAAAUGCUAUAGGAUACACUAAUUUUAUAAUUCUCUUGCCUGCUUAUGGAGUAGCUUUGGGAUUUGAUAAGUCAUUAGCGGCUUAUUUGAUUUCGAUAGUGUCAGCUACGGAUCUUAUCGGACGAAUUGGCGGUUCGGCGUUAUCAGAUUUAGGAUUCAUACCGAAAACUUGGUAUUUUAUUGGUGGCUUGGCCAUUUCGGGAGUUUCUUUGGCGCUACUACCGUUUUCCAUCAGCUAUAUGAUGGUCAGUUUUUGGUGCGCUCUAUUCGGUUUAGCUUCUGGAGUUUAUGUAGGCAUUACUGCUGUUAUUAUGGCGGAUCUAUUAGGGACUGAGCGUCUUACCUCCUCAUACGGCAUUAGUCUAUUCGUUAACGGCAUUUUACAGCUAAUUGGUCCUCCUCUCUGCGGAUUUUGGUUUGAAGCUGUGCAGAAAUACAAUCCGCUCUUCCAUACACUCGGUCUCAUCCUUAUGGCGGGUGCUAGCUUAUGGAGUUUUAUGCCAAUUAUUAAACGCUACAAAUAUCAGCAAGAAGAAAUGGAAGCAACAGAAUGAACAAAUGAUUAAGAGAUGAUAUAUUUUUUAUUUUAUUUUUUAGUAUUUUCCUUCUUGUUUUUUGCAAAUGGAGCACGUACUUGAACUUAACCUUGUGCUCCAUAAAAAUGGAGUAUAAAUAUGUAACUAUAUGUAUACAUAGGUAUUUAGUUUGUAUUUUAUAUUUGUAUUCAAUUCGCUUAGUCUAAGAUUGAAUAGUUAAUAAAUAUUUUGUAUACCAAUAA